CGCUUUGCUGCUCGUGAGUGUGUGGCGCGUUGUGUACGUGUGCAGCUUGUUCUGGAGUGCGGCCUGUGUGUUUGUGGAUCUGAAAGUUGCAGUUUUUAAUCAUCAUGGCGAGAUAUAUGAGACCUCCAAACACCUCCCUGUUCAUCAGAAACAUCUCCGACGACAGCAGAAAAUGUAAAGACAUACAGUUCUGGAGACCCUCCCAAGAAAGAGAAUAUUUAAAAGGGCCGAUGUAGAGUAGAUUCAAGACAAAGACAAAGAGAAAGAUAAAGAGAAAGGUAAAGCUUGAAGAUUCAAAGGGGACCAAAAUUGGAGCCUCGGCCUCGGUCUGAGCGCAGAAAGAGGAGCAGACUAAAGGUUAUUGGGCCCAGUCUGAGUCUCCAAGUCAAGUAAAGAUCAAGCUCAAGUCAAAGCUCAAGCAUGUUAAAGGUAACCGACCCGUUUAAUGCUCAUGUUUGAGGACGUUCGGGACGCAGAGGAUGCGCUUCAUAACCUGGACAGGAAGUGGAUCUGCGGACGGCAGAUCGAGAUACAGUUCGCUCAAGGAGACAGGAAGACUCCCAAUCAGAUGAAGACGAAAGAGAAGCAUUCUCCAUCGCGGUACGACGACUACGAGCGUGACGGACGACGCAGACGCUCUCGCAGCCGCAGCUACAGGAGCAGAUCUCGCAGUCCAUCAUACGAGCGCCGCACUCGCAGAUCAGCCAGCCCCAGAGACUCUCGGUCACACGGCAGACACCGGAGGAGCAGAAGCCAUGAGAAUGACAGACACCACUCUCGGGACCACCACCGCAGACGCCACAGAUCCUCCUCACACUCUCCUUCCCAGAAUUCCAAGCACAAGUCGAAGAGCCGCCGCUCUGGAUCCCGCAGUCCGGCAGCAGAAGAGCUGAAGCAUGAGGAGGACGAGACCAGAUCCCGCUCCAGAUCCAGAUCAUGGGCCGGACGCAAGUCAGGAGGACGCUAGCUGGACAGCACAAACAGAUGACGUCUCCUCUCCUGACCACAUAUAUAAACAUCAAGAAGCAUUUAUAGACGAGUGGAAAAUAUAGUGGUAAUUUCAGAAAUAGAGUCAACAUUAAGUGAGUUUUUCCUCAAGCAAAAGUUUGGUAGGUAAAAAAAAGUGGGAUCACUUUAUUUUGAUGGUCCCUUUAACACAUUUAGUUGAAUUAAAGUUGCAUUGCAUCUACAUGCCAACUGAUUCUCAUUAGAUUAUAAGUAGGCUGUUAGGUUAGGGUUAGUGUAAGUUGACAUGCACUUGCAAAGUGAGUUAAAUGUUGGAGCAGAAUCAGCAGAUAUGAAGCAGACUAUUGAUACUCAAAUGAGAAGUAAUUAGCAUGUACUUAAAAUGCAACUUUUAAUUAACAAAACGUGCACUAGCGACCAUCAAACUAAAGUCUUACCAAAUAAUUCCAAUCUGAAACGUCUUUAGCUUGUGUUUUCAGUGCAGUAAUCGUGUUUUCAGGUUGAAAUGAGAUUUUACUUGAUGUAAAAAUGCUUUUCUAAGGGUUUCAGAGUUACUGAGUCUAAAUAUGGACACAUUUUUACACCAGGAAGCUUUAAUAAAUAAAAAUAAAAUCCUUUUUUUGCAGUCUACUCUGCUUUAAGUCAAAUAAACUGGUUUUGUAUUAAUAUUUGUUUACUUGGUGCACAAAAAUGCUUUUCUUAUUUGGAGUUUUUGACUUGUUUCUAGGCCAAAUAUGUACAACUCAAUAGGCAAGAAGAAUUUCUAGACCACAGGUAUUCAGAAUUAAGGGAGUUUUUCCUUUGAACAAGCUCAAUAAUCUGCCAAUGGUCUAAUAAUCUUGUUUUUAGAUGAUUUAUCUUACCAGGAUGGCAGGUUGUUUUGCUGGUUUUGAGACAAAUCAAGUCAAAUUUGAGCAGGUUUUCUCUUAAAGCAAGGCAAAAAGGUUUUCUUGUCUGGAAAAUGCUUCUUGAUUUUAGAGGUUUUGGAUAUUUGGCUUGAAAGAAGAUCAAACUUGUAAGAAAAUCUUGUAUCAAGACUAUUUCACUUACCUCAUUUGCAGAUUAUUUGGCAUGUUUUAAGAAUUGAAAGCAAAAUAUUUUCACUGGUCCAAAAAGAAGCUCUUGAUUUAAGAAUUGUUAGAUAUUUAGACCUGAAACAAGCUAUGUAAAUAUAUAUAUAUAUAUAUAUAUAUAUAUAUAUAUAAAGAAAUCCACCAUGCAAACACAUGCAUGCAUGUGGAAGUUUGAAGUAAAAUCAUCUCAUUUCAACCCCAAAGCAAGAUCAUUUUCUCUUGACUCAUUUGCAUGUUUUAAGGACAAACUUGGCUAAUCUUGAUCAUUUUUUUCUUGUCUAGAAAAUGCUUCUUGAUUUAAGAAUGGUUAGCUAUCUGGACUGGAAACGAGACACUGAUGUUUUGCGGUGUGUUUUUCUCCGUGUGUUUGCUCCAGCUCAGCUCUCCUGCAGUGUUUUCUUCUUCUGAUGUUUUUGUUCUUCUCGGAUCCACAAUAAGUGAUGCAACCUGUCCGAAAGCUCAUGUUUGAUGCCAAUAUAGAGAUGGCUUUAUUUUUAUAGUCGCUCAUACUGAACGCCAGCUUGUUUUGUUUGUCGAAAAUGCAUGCAAAGACUUUUAAACCUUGAAUUUGGCAUAAAAAGGAGUAUUUAAAACCGUUUAUAAUCACACAAAGUUGUCGCGGUGUUACUUUUUUUUUCUUUUAGAAAGGUUGUAUUUGAUAUUUCUUUUGUCCAGUUGAUCGUAGCAUCUGUUUAUAUUGAAAAUGUAGUAUUUUUGUCAUUGCAGAAUAACAUGAUAUUAAAAAUCUCUUGUAUGUAUGAAUUCAGUUCACCUUUAUUAUUAAUUUACGAUUUGUAAACCAGCUGUAUUAAAAGGUAGUAAUAGUA
Messenger RNA from Danio rerio (zebrafish), 2866 nucleotides. The record is from RefSeq and is a predicted model, not a curated record. Lineage: Eukaryota; Metazoa; Chordata; Actinopteri; Cypriniformes; Danionidae.